Aegilops tauschii subsp. strangulata is the source of this 743-nucleotide messenger RNA. RefSeq names its product protein SPIRAL1-like 4. Lineage: Eukaryota; Viridiplantae; Streptophyta; Magnoliopsida; Poales; Poaceae. Gene Ontology annotation, biological process: cortical microtubule organization. The record is from RefSeq and is a predicted model, not a curated record. Gene Ontology annotation, cellular component: cortical microtubule, transverse to long axis.
AUGAGUAGAGCAGGGAGCAGCGGGGGCGGCCGGAGCUCUCUGGGCUACCUCUUUGAGCCGGAUGAGAUCUUCCCGAUCCGCAGGUUCAAGUCCAACCAAGAGACCGAGAAGCCCUCGGAAGACAGCAUCGUCAUGCAGCCGCAGGACGACAAGGUCAUGACCGGUGAUGAAGCAGACCACCAAGAACCGCCGUAUCAGGCUCCUCCCAAGAGAGAGGAGGUAUCGAACCCGAUUGUGUCUCACAGACCUGCUUCCAUCAUCUACCACACUAACCAAUCGGGCAACAACACCGGGCUUCUAAUCACCGACCGACCGUCGACGAGGGUCCGGUGUGCACCGGGAGGGGCGUCGUCGCUUGGAUUUCUCUUCUCUUCGGAGACGAACGUAACUGACGACAAAUGAUGAGCCGGUGCGCGCAUCAACAAAGAGUUUAUGACUUGAUCUAUUUAUGCAAAAUUGCCUCAAAAAAGUUCUAUUUAUGCAAAAGGAGGGUGUUCUAAUUUAUGUAGCACGAGUGUGGCAUAUGCCUUGCAUGGCCUACAUAUCUACGUGCAUGUACCGUGUUGGGUGUUGCUUGGCCGCGUGAGUGUCACAUACAUAGAGCGCUUGCGGGGACCUCUGUGGUAAUUACUGCUAUCCAGAGCUUAAGGUAUAUGGGGUUUAAGUGAUGAUUGGGUGUUCAAUUCAAAUGGUUUUGUUACUCUUGUGGUUAAUGUGUAAUUCCAAGAGUGAAUAUAGAUUGU